This is a messenger RNA of Oikopleura dioica, 771 nucleotides long. NCBI's taxonomy places the organism in Eukaryota, Metazoa, Chordata, Appendicularia, Copelata, Oikopleuridae. The record is from the annotation of a GenBank genome assembly.
AUGGGAAUAGAAACGGUAGAAGAAAGAAUGAAAAGAAUAGAAGAGCAGAAAAAAUAUUUGAAAGAACAUGAAGGUCAUGAAGAUAUGCAUACGAAAAUGGUGCUUGUGCUUUUUGGAACCCUUUUUGCCGCUCAAAUUAUUCUAUUCGUCUGGCAGAAGCGCCACAAAAGAAGUUAUAACGCCGCUACUCUUCUUGGAAUGCUGAUAAUUCCAGUCAUUUGGGCUAUUAGCGCGGAAAAAUAUGUUGUGACAACUCGCCAUGCUCAUAUCUACUGCAUGGCUUGCGAUACAGAGACUCGACUUCUUUCAAAAAGAUUCCCCGCGGAAGGUCCCAUUCUCGAUGUUGAAGAUUGCUGCGACAAGUGUGGAGAUCACUUCUAUCGACCCUUCUCCCCUUUGGAAUGGGAGCAACUUCUAAAACAUGCUCUCGUUACAAGGAAAAAAGUCUACAUACGCGAUUUUCACAGAGCUUUUCGCGACUGGGGACCAUUAGAAUAUCAUUGGGCUGAACCUUCCGGCUCAAUUAUUCGGAAAGCCGAUUUGCGAAUGGCUCGAGAACAGGAAAUAACCGACGAAGAGAAAAAUACCUGUCUUAUUUGUCUCGAGAAAGGUCCGACUUUAGAGAUGCCAUGCCGCCAUUACUAUUGCGCAUCUUGCGUGGAGAAAACAAAAACGCUGAAGAAAAAAUGUGUUACUUGCAACAUACGAUUCCGCUACCAUGGUGUGGACAUAAGAGAGAACAGACAUCUCUUCGCUGGUUUCUUUCAGUAA